AUGAAUCCCCCGUUCACUACCGGCACACCCUUUGAGCCGGCACUGAAGCGCCCCCUAUAUAACGAUGUGCCGCCUCUACCCUUCAGACUUCAAAAAAGUUCCCCCUUCCACCUAAUUGCCUCUCACACCGGCGCCUCUGCCUUGUUCUCACCCACGCCGCCGGAGGACCACAAGCCUGCACCGAAGACUGCGAGCCCACCGUCCCCACCCUCCCCGACGUCAUCACCAUCCUCCUCCCUGACGCCGACCCCGUCCUCCUCCCUGAAGCCAUCAUCAUCCUGCUCCCUGACAUUGUCGCCAUCCUCCUCCCUGACGCCGUCACCAUCCUCCUCCCAGAUGCCGACCCCAUUCUCCUCCCUAACGUUGUCCUGCUCCACGAUGUCGUCACCGUACUCCUCCCCCUAUGUCGACCCCGUCCUCCUCCUCGACAUCGUUCUAGUCCUCCUCCCUGAUGCUGACCCCAUCUUCCUCUCUAACUCCAUCCCCGUCCUACUCCCCGAUGCCGUUCCCAUCCUCCUCCCCAACGCCAUCCCCAUCCUCCACCCCGACGCCGUCCCUGUCCCUCUCCCCGAGGCCUUCACUGAGGAGCAGCACCCAGUCACUGUUGUCUCCUCCCCCUCCACCGUCGUCACCUGCGCCGAUGACCCUGCCAUCCUGUCCCCCUCCGUCUCCUCCCCUCGUUCUAGGUACGUCGCCAUGUCCUCGUAA
This is a messenger RNA of Phragmites australis (common reed), 708 nucleotides long. RefSeq lists its product as uncharacterized. The coding region runs from base 1 to 708 and encodes 235 amino acids. The transcript has a single exon. The record is from RefSeq and is a predicted model, not a curated record. NCBI's taxonomy places the organism in Eukaryota, Viridiplantae, Streptophyta, Magnoliopsida, Poales, Poaceae.